GCCGGCGUCCCGCGCGCGGGCGGGGAAGGCCGCGUGAGGCGAGAGCGAGGCUUGGCCCUUGCGCGCGUGCGCGCGCGGAGAGCGUGGCGGCGGUGUGGGAGCCGCCGCGGCGCCCCGCGGGCUCUGCGCAUGCGCGGAGCCAGGAGAGUGGGAGGCGUCGCGCCCCGGCGGAGGAGGCGGCGGCGCGGCAGGCCCGGCAGGACAAUGGCGGCGGCAUCCGCGGCGACGGCCGUGGCCGGAGGGACAGCAGCAGGCGGCGGCGGAGGAGCAGCCGGAGCGGCGGGGGGAGGAACGGGAGGCAGCGGCGGCAGCUCGGCCCCAGGGGGCUCCGCGGCGGCAGGAGGCGCCGCCGCUGCCGUUUCCUCCUCCUCCUCCUCCUCCUCCUCCGGCAGCCCCUUGUCGGCCUCGCGCCGCAAGGACGGAGGCCCUGCCGGCAAGUUCUGGGAGAGCCCGGAGACCGUCUCGCAGCUGGACGCCGCGCGGGCCUGGCUCGGGAAGCACUGCAAGAAGUAUGUUCAAGCAGAUGCUCCUACCAAUAAAACACUGGCUGGGCUUGUGGUGCAGCUGCUGCAGUUUCAGGAAGAUGCCUUUGGAAAACAUGUCGCCAAUCCUGCCUUCACAAAAUUUCCUGCAAAGUGCUUCAUGGAUUUCAAAGCCGGUGGAACACUCUGCCACAUUCUUGGUGCUGCUUAUAGGUAUAAGAAUGAGCAAGGAUGGCGGCGGUUUGACUUGCAGAACCCUUCCCGAAUGGAUCGGAAUGUAGAAAUGUUUAUGAAUAUUGAAAAAACAUUAGUGCAGAAUAACUGUCUAAGCAGACCAACCAUCUACCUCGUUCCAGAUAUUGAGCUGAAGUUAGCGAAUAAAUUAAAGGACAUUGUCAAACGUCACCAGGGCACAGUCACAGAGGACAAGUCUAAAGCCACCCACCAUAUUUGUCCUAUUCCUACCUCAUUGGAUGAAGAAGAGUGGCUAAGACCUGUAAUGAAAAAAGACAAGCAGGUUCUUGUGCAUUGGGGCUAUUACCCAGACAGCUAUGACACUUGGGUUCAUGCUACUGAUAUAGAUGCGGAAGUUGAAGACCCUCCGAUUCCAGAAAAACCGUGGAAGGUUCAUGCCAAAUGGGUUCUGGACACAGACGUAUUCAAUGAAUGGAUGAAUGAAGAAGAUUAUGAAGUGGAUGAGAACAAAAAGCCGAUCAGCUUUCGCCCGCGGAUCUAUAUGAAGAAUGAAGAACCAGUCCGCAGUCCUGAACGGAGAGAUAGGAAGGCAGCCGCAGGUGCCAGAAAAAGAAAGCACUCUCCUUCGCCGCCGCCACCUCCCACCCCAGUGGAAUCAAGGAAAAAAGCUGGAAAGAAAGGACAAGCAAAUCUAUAUGGGAAAAGGCGUGGGCAAAAGGAAGAUGAUGACCAAGAAGAUCUUACCAAGGAUAUGGAGGAUCCAAUCCCUGUGCCUAACAUAGAAGAAGUGGUACUUCCUAAAAACGUCAAUCCAAAGAAAGACAGUGAAAACACGCCAGUGAAAGGAGGAACAGUAGCAGACUUAGAUGAACAGGAUGAGGAGGCAAUGGCUACAGGAGGAAAGGAAGAUGAAGAUCCCAACAAAGGGGACCAGAGUCGCUCAAUAGACCCAGGAGAAGACAAUGUCACAGAACAGACUAAUCACAUUAUUAUCCCCAGCUAUGCAUCUUGGUUUGACUAUAACUGUAUUCAUGUGAUUGAACGCCGUGCUCUUCCAGAAUUCUUCAAUGGGAAAAACAAAUCUAAGACCCCAGAAAUAUACUUAGCGUACCGCAAUUUCAUGAUUGAUACCUACCGCUUAAAUCCUCAAGAGUACUUGACUAGCACUGCUUGCAGAAGAAACUUGACUGGAGAUGUCUGUGCAGUAAUGAGAGUACAUGCCUUUCUGGAGCAGUGGGGGCUUAUUAAUUACCAAGUGGAUCCAGAAAGCAGGCCCAUGGCCAUGGGCCCUCCUCCCACUCCACACUUCAACGUGCUUGCUGACACCCCCUCUGGACUCAUGCCUCUUCAUCUCCGUGCGCCUCAGAUCCCAGCUGCUCAGCAAAUGUUGAAUUUUCCUGAGAAAAACAAGGAAAAGCCUACUGACCUGCAGAACUUUGGGCUUCGCACAGACAUUUACUCAAAGAAAACAUUAGCAAAAAGCAAAAGUGCAAGUGCUGGGCGAGAAUGGACAGAGCAAGAGACUCUGUUGCUACUAGAGGCAUUGGAGAUGUACAAAGAUGAUUGGAAUAAAGUUUCGGAGCAUGUUGGAAGCCGCACUCAGGAUGAGUGCAUUCUCCACUUCCUGAGGCUUCCCAUCGAAGACCCAUACUUGGAGAACUCAGAUGCCUCCUUGGGCCCUUUGGCUUAUCAGCCUGUGCCUUUUAGCCAGUCUGGAAACCCAGUGAUGAGCACGGUGGCUUUUCUGGCAUCUGUCGUCGAUCCCCGGGUGGCGUCUGCUGCCGCUAAAGCAGCUUUAGAGGAAUUUUCUCGGGUUCGAGAGGAGGUCCCACUGGAACUGGUAGAGGCCCAUGUCAAGAAAGUGCAAGAGGCAGCCAGAGUCUCUGGGAAAGUGGAUCCCGCGUAUGGCCUAGAAAGCAGCUGCAUUGCUGGAACAGUUCCAGAUGAGCCGGAGAAGCUUGAUGGAGUUGAAGAAGAAAAAAUGGAAACGGACACAGAUGGGUCACAGGCAGAAAAAGUUAAGGUAGAAAACAAAGGAGAAAAUGAAAUAGGAGAUGGAAACAAAGUACAGGAAGGAGAAGAGGAGAGAAAUGCAGAAAAGGAGCCAGAUGGUGAAAUCCCCCAAGAUUCCAAGCCAGAUGAGGAGGCAGAAGAGAACAAGGAGAACCUUGAUGUGUGCAAAGACAAGGAGAGUGAUGUUGGGAAGAAGAGAAUGGAGCACGAAAUCUCCGAAGGGAAUGUAGCGACGGCUGCAGCUGCUGCUCUUGCCUCGGCUGCCACCAAAGCCAAGCAUCUAGCGGCGGUUGAGGAGAGGAAGAUCAAAUCCUUGGUAGCUCUCCUGGUGGAAACACAAAUGAAAAAACUGGAGAUCAAACUCCGCCAUUUUGAGGAGCUGGAAACAAUCAUGGAUAGAGAAAAAGAGGCGCUGGAGCAGCAGAGACAGCAGCUGCUGACCGAGCGCCAGAACUUCCACAUGGAACAGCUGAAGUAUGCGGAAUUGCGUGCCCGUCAGCAACUGGAGCAGCAGCAGCAGCACAGCCAGAAUGCUCCACAGUCGCACCAGCAUUCCAGCGGCCCCGGCAUGAACCCUCUUGGGACAGCUGGGCAUCCAGGCUUGAUGUCUCACCAGCAGCCUCCUCCGUAUCCCAUGAUGCACCACCAAAUGCCCCCUCCUCACACCCCACAGCCAGGUCAGAUCCUAGGCCCGGGCUCCAUGAUGCCUGGGCAGCCCAUGCCAGGCCGGAUCCUGUCAACCACUGCAGCCAGCAUUCACCCAACUGGCACCAGUGGCGGCGGUGGCAGCACUCCCUCAUCUGGUGCAGCACCAAUGACUGGAAACAUUGUUGGACCCCGGGGGGCCCUCGCAUCUCCAAACGGCUUGUACCCUCCAGCGGCACAGCAGCCUCCGGCUCCGGUUGAUGGGGCCACUCCGCCUCCUGCAGGGGGUCUGCCGGCCUCCACAGCACCCUGAGUGGCCCAGAAGCAAGGCAUUUCUCAAGCCAUGAUGGUAGCAACCAAAAUCACCAUUCCCCGGUUUUCUGCUCCUUCCUUCCGUGGCUUCUGUUCCCCUGCAGGCACACCUGGACUUGCAUCCUUGGUAGUUUGGAGAAAGGUGCCGUGGCAGCUGUUGGUACCUCACUUUCCCAUCAGGAACGAACACACACACACACACCCCUGCUUCGCCUUGGUGCGCACUUUUGCUCCUCAGUCUCCAUGCUCUCUGUGCUCCCUCAAACAGGAGCACCUUCCAGUGGAUUGGGAUUGCUUCAGCAUGUUAGCGGUAAAGCACCGAGGAGCUGUGGCUUGGUCCCGUGAGCAGGAGAGGGGGAAGGCAACACUUCUCCCCCCGCCCUAGGCUGGCCAGAGGCGCUGCAGGUGGGCAAUUACUCAGGAAGCUUUUGGAGCUCUUGGGUUGCCGUGCAGACUUAUUAAAAGGAAAUAUCGAUCUCGCCUGAGAAGAGCCGGAUCAAUUGGUAUCAAGCCUCUGCCGCGGUGUAUUUCCUAACCCAGCCUUUUCCGUCAGAAAGAGCCACGGGGAGGCUGGUACACCUUCUCCCCCCCCCCCCGCCCAGUAGUUCAGUAGCCAAGGAAUAAAACCCAUUGAGUGUUCUCUCCUUU
Molecule: messenger RNA, 4295 nt
Organism: Hemicordylus capensis (graceful crag lizard)
Lineage: Eukaryota; Metazoa; Chordata; Lepidosauria; Squamata; Cordylidae
Gene: SMARCC1
Product: SWI/SNF related, matrix associated, actin dependent regulator of chromatin subfamily c member 1
Exons: 28
Coding region: 130-3648 (1172 amino acids)
Biological process (GO): positive regulation of DNA-templated transcription
Cellular component (GO): nBAF complex; npBAF complex; SWI/SNF complex
Molecular function (GO): nucleosomal DNA binding; histone binding
Source: RefSeq, a predicted model, not a curated record